Messenger RNA from Acanthocheilonema viteae, 453 nucleotides. Lineage: Eukaryota; Metazoa; Nematoda; Chromadorea; Rhabditida; Onchocercidae. The record is from the annotation of a GenBank genome assembly.
AUGGAACAAAACGCCAACUUCAUGGCAGAAGAGGGUAUAGUAUGGAGAAAUACGAUUCCCAAAGCACCAUGGGGCGGAGGUGUAUACGAAAGGAUUAUAGAACCUAAAAUCAUAAAUAUAAAUGCUUAUAUAUUGGACUAUUUAACAGAGAAAUUACAAAUUAUUGCUCCAACUUCUUAUGAUAUAAAUUAUAUCACACGUCAGAAGCAAUUAGAUGAGUCGGAAGGGUAUCAAGUUUGUUGGCCAUGGAAAGAUUCAAAAGUUAACUUACAAAAUAAUUAUGGUUUUUGCUAUGGACGAUUAAAGACGCUAAUCAAACGACUUCAAAGCAACCAGUCAUUGCUCGAACGUUAUAACGAGAUAAUCAAGGAGCAAUUACAAUCUAACAUUAUUGAGAAAGUGACAACAAAUAUGGAUCAAGAAGGUAUUAUACAUUAUUUGCCUCAUCAUGAA